Molecule: messenger RNA, 4840 nt
Organism: Panthera uncia (snow leopard)
Lineage: Eukaryota; Metazoa; Chordata; Mammalia; Carnivora; Felidae
Gene: KCNB1
Product: potassium voltage-gated channel subfamily B member 1
Exons: 1
Coding region: 27-2012 (661 amino acids)
Biological process (GO): potassium ion transmembrane transport
Cellular component (GO): membrane; voltage-gated potassium channel complex
Molecular function (GO): delayed rectifier potassium channel activity
Source: RefSeq, a predicted model, not a curated record
UGCAGAUCCUUGCCAUCAUUUCCAUCAUGUUCAUUGUCCUCUCCACCAUUGCCCUGUCGCUCAACACGCUGCCCGAGCUGCAGAGCCUUGACGAGUUCGGCCAGACCACAGACAACCCCCAGCUGGCUCACGUGGAGGCCGUGUGCAUCGCGUGGUUCACCAUGGAGUACCUGCUGCGGUUCCUCUCCUCACCCAAGAAGUGGAAGUUCUUCAAGGGCCCACUCAACGCCAUCGACUUGUUGGCCAUCUUGCCCUACUAUGUCACCAUCUUCCUCACCGAAUCCAACAAGAGUGUGCUACAGUUCCAGAAUGUCCGCCGCGUGGUCCAGAUCUUCCGCAUCAUGCGUAUCCUCCGCAUCCUCAAGCUCGCACGGCACUCCACCGGCCUCCAGUCCUUGGGCUUCACCCUGCGAAGGAGCUACAAUGAGCUGGGCUUGCUCAUCCUUUUCCUCGCCAUGGGCAUCAUGAUCUUCUCCAGCCUCGUCUUCUUUGCUGAGAAGGACGAGGAUGACACCAAGUUCAAAAGCAUCCCAGCCUCUUUCUGGUGGGCCACCAUCACCAUGACGACGGUUGGGUAUGGAGACAUCUACCCCAAGACUCUCCUGGGGAAGAUUGUCGGAGGACUCUGCUGCAUUGCAGGUGUCCUGGUGAUUGCUCUUCCCAUCCCGAUCAUUGUCAAUAACUUCUCUGAGUUCUACAAGGAGCAGAAGAGGCAGGAGAAAGCAAUCAAGCGGAGAGAGGCUCUGGAGAGAGCCAAGAGGAAUGGCAGCAUUGUCUCCAUGAACAUGAAAGAUGCUUUCGCCCGGAGCAUCGAGAUGAUGGACAUUGUGGUAGAGAAAAAUGGAGAAAAUAUGAGUAAGAAGGACAAAGUACAAGAUAAUCACUUGUCUCCCAACAAAUGGAAAUGGACAAAGAGGACACUAUCUGAAACUAGCUCAAGUAAGUCCUUUGAAACCAAGGAGCAGGGAUCCCCUGAGAAGGCCAGAUCAUCUUCCAGUCCUCAGCACCUGAACGUCCAGCAGUUGGAAGACAUGUACAAUAAGAUGGCCAAGACCCAAUCUCAACCCAUCCUCAAUACCAAGGAGUCAACAACACAGAGCAAACCAAAGGAAGAACUUGAAAUGGAGAGUAUCCCCAGCCCUGUAGCCCCUCUGCCCACUCGUACAGAAGGGGUCAUCGACAUGCGAAGCAUGUCGAGCAUCGAUAGCUUCAUUAGCUGUGCCACAGACUUCCCCGAAGCCACCAGAUUCUCCCACAGCCCUUUGGCCUCACUCCCCAGCAAGACUGGGGGUAGCAUGGCCCCAGAGGUGGGCUGGCGGGGAGCUCUGGGUGCCAGUGGUGGGAGAUUUGUGGAGGCCAACCCCACCCCUGAUGCCAGCCAAUGCUCUUCUUUCUUCAUUGAGAGCCCCAAGAGUUCUAUGAAGACGAAUAACCCCCUGAAGCUACGAGCACUUAAAGUCAACUUCAUGGAGGGUGACCCCAGUCCACUAGUCCCCGUUCUGGGGAUGUACCAUGACCCUCUUAGGAACCGGGGGGGUGCAGCUGCUGUCGCUGGGCUAGAGUGUGCCACACUCUUGGACAGGCCUGUACUGAGCCCAGAGUCCUCCAUCUAUACCACAGCAAGUGCUAGGACACCCCCCCGGUCGCCUGAGAAACACACAGCAAUAGCAUUCAACUUCGAAGCAGGUAUCCACCAGUACAUUGAUGCGGACACAGACGAUGAGGGGCAGGUUCUCUACAGUGUAGAUUCCAGCCCUCCCAAGAGCGUGCAUGUGAGCACCAGUCCCAAGUUCAGCGUCGGGACAAGAUCAGAGAAGAACCACUUUGAAAGCUCCCCCUUACCCACGUCCCCUAAGUUCUUAAGGCAGAACUGUAUUUACUCUACAGAAGCAUUGACUGGAAAAGGCCCCAGUGGUCAGGAAAAGUGCAAACUCGAGAACCACAUCUCCCCCGACGUCCGCGUGUUGCCAGGGGGAGGAGCCCACGGGAGCACACGGGAUCAGAGCCUCUGAGCUACCCUACCUGCAGCAGAGACCUGUGGCAAGACCUAAGAGGCGUGCUGUUCAGCUUACCUGCCGCAGAGCUUUUCCACACGAACUCAGACAGACAGGCUCUGCAGAGCCCCCAGGCAGAAGAGAGACUCCAGAGGAGGCUCCCUAGGGCCUGGAGAGCCGUGACAGGUACAGCAGGAUGAAGUGGGCCAAGCCACAGGCUAUGGCGUCUCCUUGUGACAACUCUGCUGCCCUCUUUGGGAGAUGACGUGGGCAGAACUCAUAGCCACCACUACCACAUGCUAGACCUCACCAAGCCCACCUAGUCCCCACUUUUCUGUCACGGCUCUCCAUCGCAGCCUCAGGGGGCAACAUCUCCAUCCCUUGGGCUUCGGCUGGAGACGGACGCUGGACAACAAGUGGCCGGGUUGACCGAUUUCGUUUUGGGCAUUGCCCAGCCACCUCUAGGAACUCCUGUCCAUCGCCUCCUGGAUGGAUCCCACUGUCAGAAGGCUGCAGAGGAUGCUUGUGUCGUGGGGAAAUUUCUGCGCCAUAAAGCACGGUCCCAGCGCAAAACCCUUCCUCAAAUGUCGUCAUCGACUUCAGUGUUCCGUAGUACCUGAGAUUUAAUUUUGAGAUAUCAUCAGGGUGAGUUGCACCACUUGUUCCUGAUUCUGAUUGCCCCCUGGCAACGUGGGAAGGGUUCAGACGGCAGGCACUCAGCCAACAGUGUGAACUGUGAACAUUGCUUUAGGGUUGUAUAAGGAAAACCCUCUCUGUACAUCACUAGCAUAGCCUCAAAAGAUAUGGAAGUGUCAAAUAUGCAAAAGAAAUAGCUUAUUCAAAGAGACUGUAUGUUACCGAAGAACAGAAUAAAAUCUGAUUUUUUUUUUUACCUGCAAAAAUGGAAAAAAAAAAAAAUCCCCAAUUGAAAUGCCCAGUUCAGACUUUUGAAUACUUCCUGUGGCAGCAGGGAAAGCAUCUACUAUGAUAGAAAUUCUUUUUUGUUUCCUGUGGUAUUCAAGUUAAAAAAAAAAAAAGUUAAAAUAAAAAGCACUUUAUGUUUUUCAAAAAUAGGUUCUACCAGGGACAGUGUCAACAUCUUGCACUUUAAAACAAGCACUAUUUCCCGUGGGCCACUUUUUGGGACUACAGUUGGGCUGUUAACUACAUGCCUGUGUCGGGCCACGGUAGGUGAUGUUGUGCGGGUAUUGCUGUCUGCCACGUUGAAGUCUGUGGGCUCCUUCCCUGUCCCUCUGAAGCUUCCUGUUGGCCCCCUUACGAGGAAGGGUACUUGAGCCCUGGAGCGGGGCCUCUCACAGAGUCCCGUGUGCAGGAGACACGCGCGUCUCGGAAGAAUACAGUAGGUGGUGGGCACUGGGUGUUUACUCUGUUCUCUUUCUCGUCAACCAGCUGUUGGUAUGUUUUCAGUGUCACUGUCUGUACUAAAACUCAGCCCUCCUUUCUGCAGCCAUCAAUGCAGCUAGUACGGACAAAAGCAAUAAGUAUUUGUGUGCGUUGUGAGUGGUUCCGGUGUAUUUCUUGGUGUGGGUCUUCCUGUCCUAGUUCGACGACCUGGCGUUGGCCUGCCUGAUUUGGGUCCAGGAAGGACGGUGGUGUUGGCCGUUCCUCAGUUCAGACACAUUGGGUUGAGCCACCGGUUAGCAUGAUGCCCUGCUGUUGGCCCAUCUGUCAGUCAAGAAGACGUAUCUGCCUGUCUUUGGUACAGCGGACCGAUGUCGUUCCCUGAAUACAACGCGGAUGGACGAUGUCCCAAGUACAGGAGCGUAGAUCUGCCGCCCACAACACGGUGACAGGCACACGUCUUCCUGAUGGAACAAACACGGCGUGGGUCUCCUGUUCCUCCUACAAUAUGUCAUUGGUCUGCCUGUGAGUGUGAUGGCAUGAGCCACCUGUCAGUACACAAAUAAUCAGAGUCAUUCUGCCUGCCCUCUGCACAAUGGCAUGCGGUUGGACCACCUGUCACAGGUGUCCACAGGAGUCAUCCCACCGCCCUUAAAAACACCUGUGCUCUGCUGAAUAUGUACCUGGUUCAUACUGCUUCUCAGUGUCUCCGGGGACUGUGGAUCCUUCCAAGAGGGUGCAGUCCUGUUCUUUGCUGUGUUAACAGAGGCUACGAUGCCGAUGCCGAAGUAUCUUGCCACUCUGAGGUAUCUUCAGAGCAUCCUCGCAGCCACCGCAAAGGGACUUAAGGGGCAGGGAAAGUGUGAGGUCAUCCUGUGCUGGUAGCACCAGAGAGAGAGGAAGCAGCCACGCCCCCAAGCGCUUUGCCGGGCACACAGCGCGCGGGCUGGGGGCCUACUGAGGAGCGGCCGACGGACAGUCCUCCCCGGCCCAUCUCAUCUCACCUGCCUCUUCUUUGUUUUCGUGACCAUUUACGUCGGCCAUCAGCACAAACGUGAAAAUUCAGGGAAAACAAAUGCUUUUUGAUAAAAGUAAAUAGUUGUGAUUUCCGAUUCCGAUAUUUUUAGAGCUGAUGCUAUCUGUAAAAAUUAGUAACAAUAGUAAUAUAGUCUAUUUUACAUAUCAGGAAAGUGAACAUGUUUAAAUAUAGCCAUAUACAGCGAGAAGGAACUUACCACCCCUUCUUCAAAUCAAGGCAUUUCAUUUGUUGGUUGAAGCCGAUGAGAAGUGUACAGAUUGGAUAUGAUUUUUUUUUCUUUCUUUUUCUUUUUUUUUUUUAACUAAUAACCAAUUGGUGCAACUCUCCUUGUAACCAAAGGCCCUUUCUGCCUUGUGUGGUCACACAGGACCUGGCCCUUCCUUCCCUGUGUAGUUUGUCUGACCUUAAAGUAGCAUUUUAUGGAGUCACUUUUGAAGGACGAAUU